AUGCGCUCAGUACUCCUCCUUGCUUCGUCGCUUGGCCUCCUAGCCGCGGCAAGCGACCCCAAGCCCUUUGACUGUGGCACCAACACUGAGCAUGCAUCUGAAGACUUUCUAAAGAAGAUCCAGGCCCUCCAUGACAAGAGCCAAUCUGGAUCGCCUGCAGCGCGCGCAGCCCUCGCAGCCCGCGAUGCCGCCGCCACAGGCCCCAUAAACGUCGACGCAGUCUUCCACAUCGUAGCCACAAGCGCCGCCAAAUCCAGCAUAACAAACGACAUGCCAUCAGCGCAGCUCACGGCCCUAAACACGGCCUACAAACCCUACAACAUCCAAUUCAACCUUAUCAACGUAACCUGGACCACAAACGACACAUGGGCUAUUGGCGCCAACACCGCCGAUGACCUAGCCAUGAAGCAGAACCUGCGCCAGGGCAGCUACGAUACACUAAACCUUUACUUCCAAACCGACCUCAGCGGCGGCGUCCUCGGCCGCUGCACGCUCCUCUCAUCCAUUGCAAACGGCAAAUCAGACCCCACCGUCUACGCAAACGACGGCUGCAACAUCAACGCCCACACCAUGCCCAUGGGCACCCUAAACGGCUACAACAGCGGUAUGACAGCCGUCCACGAAACAGGUCACUGGAUGGGUUUGCUACACACGUUUGAAGGAUAUAGUUGUACCGGUCCCGGUGAUUAUAUCGAUGAUACGCCCCAGGAGAGUACGGCGACGGGUGGGUGCCCCAUCAAUCCGAAUAAGUGUUGA
Messenger RNA from Pyrenophora tritici-repentis Pt-1C-BFP, 756 nucleotides. RefSeq lists its product as uncharacterized. The record is from RefSeq and is a predicted model, not a curated record. Gene Ontology annotation, molecular function: metallopeptidase activity. NCBI's taxonomy places the organism in Eukaryota, Fungi, Ascomycota, Dothideomycetes, Pleosporales, Pleosporaceae.